This is a messenger RNA of Lineus longissimus, 1592 nucleotides long. RefSeq names its product protein lin-37 homolog. The record is from RefSeq and is a predicted model, not a curated record. Gene Ontology annotation, cellular component: Myb complex; transcription repressor complex. The coding region runs from base 150 to 890 and encodes 246 amino acids. Gene Ontology annotation, biological process: negative regulation of transcription by RNA polymerase II. Lineage: Eukaryota; Metazoa; Nemertea; Pilidiophora; Heteronemertea; Lineidae. The transcript has 8 exons.
CAUCCGGGCUGCAUGGAGAAGUCUUUGAACAUUUCUGAGCGAAAUUCCAUGGUUUAUUGUCGAAUUUGAUUUUUUUAGGCAAAGUUACACCGGCUGCAUUGAUUAAAAAGAGGCUACGCUACUCAUUGUGUAGAAAUAUCUCAUUUAAAAUGAGUUUAAAGAACAGAAAUCCUCAGGGAACUCCAGAGGUGCACACUGCGAGGAGUAAACUAGAUGGAGUCCUGCAAACGUUGGUUGAACGAAAAGAUGAUAGCCCAGUUAACUCAGGAGAUGAAAAUGUCAUCCAGGACAUCCUCAAGGAUAUUUCUCCGUCUGUCUCGCCACGGAAAGCCGCCGCCAAAAUGUCGAGGAAGAGGAAGCGGAAGGACGAUUUGUCUGGCUCAGAAUUCGGGCAGUACCACCAUACAUAUGUUAUGAAACUCUUCGACCGCAGUGUCGACCUUGCACAAUUUGAAGACAACACCCCACUGUACCCCAUCUGUCGAGCCUGGAUGAGGAAUCAACCUCUAAAUCAGAAUUUAGCUCCACAGAAACCGCUGGAGGCAACCCAAGAGCCAGCUGAUAUAAACACAGAUUCAGACGAGGAUUCGGAUUCUCCAAAAGACGUUUGUAAACUCCCUGAUCCCAUUCCGAUUGAAACUGAUAAAAUCGGCGGAUAUAAAGACCCAAGAAUAGCUAAGCCUAUCAAACAGGCUGCUGAGCAUCUCAAUAUCCAUGCAGACCAAGAUACAGCCCCAGCACCUGAACAGCUUCUUCUGAGUAAUAUGCAACACUGGAAAACUGUUAGACAGAGCUGGAAGGAGGCGGGACGAGUGAAUGAAAUACGAUACAAAGAAACCACGAAACUCUUGCGAGACAUGUUCGACCGACAAAUGAAAGAGAACAACUGAACGAACAAUGAAUUCUUCACAAAGGCAGCAAUCUAAUCCAAUGGAAACAUUGUUGUGUAUGUUUUCUGAACUCAGUGCACGGACUUUGUCGUUUCUAAACUUAUGAUCCUUGCUGUUACUGGUUGACAACAAACCUUGCACAAAAUACUGCCACUUGAUAUACAUCGAGCAUUUAAAGCAGCAGUUCAAGAGACAAACGUCUUCGGGUCCAAAAGACUUGUGUGGUUGUUGCUCUGUCGGCAAAAGUUGCGUCUCGUCAUUUCAAAUCCAAGAUCAUUGUCAAAGUGUCACCGGUGGUCCUUGGGCACUGCGAUGGCAGUGUUACCAAGCUGUGAAAGAGCUCAUGACAUAAUAGACCACCAGUCCGCAGUGAUAGUGUUUCUUCACAUGAUGUACAUGGCGGCCUCCAUGGACCAGUGCAGGUUGUUUUUGGUGGGAGUGACCUCAAAAACAUAAAUGGGUCUGUUUUAGCCAUAUGUGACCUGAAAUCUACCCGAGAGUUUUAUGUGAAUUUCACACCAAGUGUUUGAAUACACCUGUUAUCAAUAUUGUCAUCAAAAUUCUGAACUACAAUGUACAAGUAUUGUAUUACUUGAUAGCAUCUUAUUUAUUGGGAUUGGCUGCAACUGAUGCAGCAAGAUAAUGCUAACUUGAACUCUUUUGUACUUAUGUAGAAUUAUAAAAAAUAAAUGUUAUGUAUUA